Messenger RNA from Cylicostephanus goldi, 330 nucleotides. Lineage: Eukaryota; Metazoa; Nematoda; Chromadorea; Rhabditida; Strongylidae. The record is from the annotation of a GenBank genome assembly.
AUGUUCGAAGAGAAACUUGUCGUCGGUGUGGCCUCCACCUGCUCCACCUUGGCCAUCGUUGCCUGCCUUUUGGUGGUACCAUCCCUGUACAACACCAUCAACGAAAUCCACGAUGAGGUUCUCGACGGAGUCUCUGUGUUCCGCGUUGAGACCGACGCCGCAUGGGCCCAGAUGAUGGACUACCAAGUCACUGUCUCUCCACCAUCCAAGCCCCGCCAGAACCCCUUCGCCUCAAUCUUCCGUGAGAAGAGACAGGCCCUGCCAGCUUACUGCCAGUGCACUCCUCCAACUGUCAACUGCCCACCUGGACCUCCAGGACCACCAGGACAG